AUGAAAGGGGUAGACGACACCGAUUCGCAGAGAUUGACGGCUUCGGCGCGAAGAGCAUUGAGCUCAGCCGUCCAUCGCAAGCCUCGGUUUCUCAUCAUUGGAGCCGGCCGGCGCGGAACCGCCUACGCUUCUGCAGUACGACGAGAGAGGCUGCCAGCCAUCAUUGCGGCGGUUGCAGAACCUGUACAAUCGACACGGAUUUCGUUUGGCAAGAAACAUGUUUGGGAUGACGGGGCACCACGAGAGGACCAGAGUUUCGACUCGUGGCAGGACUUUCUCGACUAUGAGAGUAAGCGACGGCGAGCCGAAGCUUCUGGAGAGAAAGUCUAUGCGGGUAUUGAUGGUAUCAUUGUCUGCACUCAGGACCAAACACACAAAGAGAUCCUGCAAGCCUUUGGACCACUCAAACUUCACGUCUUGAGCGAGGAGCCGAUUGCAACAUCUCUACAGGACUGCCAGGAUAUAUACGUCAGCCUCGGCGGUGCAACACCGGAAACAAUUUUUUCAACCGGUCAUGUUCUACGAUACAGCCCUCACAACAUGCUUUUGAGGAAACUUCUCUUAGAAGACAGGGUGAUCGGGGAGGUUAUAUCUGUGGAGCAUACAGAGCCAGUUGGCUGGUUCCAUUUUUCACAUUCGUACGUGCGAGGCAACUGGCAAAAGGAGUCAGUUGCGGCGCCAACACUCCUUUACAAGGCUUGCCAUGUGUUAGUAUCCCUAUUAUAG
Messenger RNA from Colletotrichum lupini, 726 nucleotides. RefSeq lists its product as uncharacterized. Gene Ontology annotation, molecular function: nucleotide binding. The transcript has a single exon. The coding region runs from base 1 to 726 and encodes 241 amino acids. The record is from RefSeq and is a predicted model, not a curated record. Lineage: Eukaryota; Fungi; Ascomycota; Sordariomycetes; Glomerellales; Glomerellaceae.